AUGCCUGGAUUUGACAAGGAAACGCCCAUUUUCCUACUACCCCGCAGUCAAUACUUCAUAUUGGCGAGAACAAUACGUAAUGGGCCUUUGGUAGACUGCUCCACCGACACUGCCCCUCAGAGUCACGGUGAGAGUAUUGAUGCUGCCAAGGAAAAGCAUGGAAGCAAGAGGAAAGCCGAUACACAAGAAGGGAAUUCCGGUAAAGACUUGAGGGCUCCCAAGAUACAACGACUGGAAUCGAGCAAUUCGCCUGCCAGCCUAGGAAUUCCAUCGAUAGUGAAAAACAGCUUUCCAGAGGACGCUCCCAUGACUGGAACUUCUGUAAGCCCGGCAGCCAACCUCUUUGACCACCAAGGUCCUACCAAGUCAACACAUGAGCAGGAGCCGUAUUAUGUCGAUGAGUCGCAUUUUGAAGAAACCUUCACAAGUGUCACGUCUUUGACCGAGGCACAUGCAGCACCAGGUUGGAAUACAAAGAUAUUCCUAAGAGGACGGUCCACGUAUCGGCUUAAGAAGGAUUAUGGACUCUAUUGGCUAGAAAGAUCAAAGGUAGAACGGUCGGAGUGUGAAAAACGGUUCGAAGAUAGAUUGAAGAGAGAAACGGAGAACUGGAAAGUCGAGGGCGUCAAAGCAGUGGCAAUCGAGUAUAAACAAGAGCUUUCGGAACACCGGUUCAACAUGGGAUAUUUCUUCGACAGACGCAAUUGGACAAAGAACAAGAAUGGCGUCUUGCAGAUGCCAUGUGUUAUGCAGGUAGAGCUCGUAUGGCGCGACAAAGUGACAGGCAAGACUCACACAACCUGGGAGGUGCCAAGCACAGUUUGGAAAUUAUUUGGCAGUCGUGACAAGGCAGAAAAGGCUAUGCUCAACACAGCUGAGAAAAGAGCAGAAAUAUCCAGAGAACUGGAAGAAAGAAACCUCCCACAAAAGAGAUGGGAAACCCCGUCUCCAGAUGCUUGGGCCAGAACCCAGGCAGGUACUGGGAUGGAGACCACGUCUUCCGCUAUUUCAGAUGCGAACCGGUCUCCAGCCGUCAAGAUCGAGCCCCCGUCUCCGCAGGCCAGGAGUAAGAGCCCGUUCAUGUUUGCGGACGGGGAGAAUUCAUCCCAGGAUCCUGCGUCUGCGCAGAAGCAGCCGCAGUAUGAUCAAGCACGGUCUUAUCCAACCCCAUCGCCCGAUCCUUAUGACAACGCAGGACAAGCCGGAACAAGCAUUUGA
Pyricularia grisea is the source of this 1218-nucleotide messenger RNA. RefSeq lists its product as uncharacterized. NCBI's taxonomy places the organism in Eukaryota, Fungi, Ascomycota, Sordariomycetes, Magnaporthales, Pyriculariaceae. Bases 1 to 1218 code for a protein of 405 amino acids. The transcript has a single exon. The record is from RefSeq and is a predicted model, not a curated record.